Molecule: messenger RNA, 1676 nt
Organism: Ostrinia nubilalis (European corn borer)
Lineage: Eukaryota; Metazoa; Arthropoda; Insecta; Lepidoptera; Crambidae
Gene: Orco
Product: odorant receptor coreceptor
Exons: 10
Coding region: 1-1443 (480 amino acids)
Biological process (GO): sensory perception of smell; detection of chemical stimulus involved in sensory perception of smell
Cellular component (GO): plasma membrane
Molecular function (GO): odorant binding; olfactory receptor activity
Source: RefSeq, a predicted model, not a curated record
AUGAUGGUGUUCUUGCAGAUGAUGACCAAAGUGAAAGCUCAGGGCCUCGUGUCCGAUUUGAUGCCAAACAUCAAAUUGAUGCAGGCGGCUGGUCAUUUCCUAUUCAAUUACCACUCAGACAAUUCUGGCAUGACAACACUCUUGCGCAAGGUCUACUCCAGCGUCCACGCGUUCCUCAUCGUGAUCAACUACCUGUGCAUGGCCGCCAAUAUGGCGCAGUACUCCGAAGAAGUUAACGAGCUCACCGCUAAUACGAUCACGGUGCUGUUCUUCGCACAUUCGGUGAUCAAGAUGCUUUUCUUUGCUGUCAAUUCUAAGAGCUUUUACAGGACGCUCGCAGUAUGGAACCAGUCGAACAGUCACCCUCUCUUCACGGAGUCUGACGCCCGGUACCACCAGCUCGCUCUGACGAAGAUGAGGAGGCUGUUGUACUUCAUCUGUGGGGUCACUGUCUUGGCUGUAAUGAGUUGGAUCACAAUCACGUUCUUCGGAGAAUCAGUCCGCAUGAUUGCCAAUAAGGAGACAAACGAGACCCUGACGGAACCAGCUCCGAGGCUGCCUCUGAAGACGUGGUACCCCUUCGAUGCUAUGAGUGGCACUAUGUACGUGGUGGCUUUUGUUUACCAGGUCUACUGGCUGUUCUUCUCCAUGGCCAUAGCAAACCUCAUGGACGUGAUGUUCUGCUCCUGGCUCAUCUUCGCGUGCGAGCAGCUUCAGCAUCUGAAGGCCAUCAUGAAGCCCCUGAUGGAGCUCAGUGCUUCUUUGGAUACGUACAGACCUAACACUGCUGAGCUGUUCCGUGCUUCUUCUACCGAAAAACCAGAGAAGAUGCCAGACACAGUGGACAUGGACAUCCGUGGCAUCUACUCCACGCAGCAGGACUUCGGGAUGACCCUUCGAGGAGCUGGUGGUAGACUCCAGAACUUCGGGCAGCCAAACCCUAACAAUCCCAAUGGAUUGACACAGAAGCAAGAGAUGCUGGCCAGAUCUGCUAUCAAGUACUGGGUGGAGAGGCAUAAGCACGUUGUGAGAUUAGUGGCAUCCAUCGGGGACACUUAUGGCACCGCUCUGCUGUUCCACAUGUUGGUCUCCACCAUCACUCUGACUCUCCUCGCUUAUCAGGCAACUAAGAUCAAUGGGAUAAACGUGUACGCGUUCAGCACAAUCGGAUACCUCAGCUACACUCUCGGACAAGUAUUCCACUUCUGUAUAUUCGGGAACCGGCUUAUUGAAGAGAGCUCAUCAGUGAUGGAAGCAGCCUACUCCUGCCAGUGGUACGACGGCUCUGAAGAAGCCAAGACCUUCGUCCAGAUCGUCUGUCAGCAGUGCCAGAAGGCAAUGAGCAUCUCUGGGGCCAAGUUCUUCACGGUUUCACUGGACCUGUUCGCUUCUGUACUUGGUGCGGUGGUGACUUAUUUCAUGGUUUUGGUACAACUGAAGUAGAGGAUUUGUAUAAGUUUAAAGAGUGUAAAAGUUUUUUGUUUUAGAUAACAUUAGAAUAAGGAUAGUUUUUUUAUAGUUACAACAAGUAUUUGUGUAAACAACGCAAAUUACUGAAGUUUUAUAUUUUUCAUUCGUUUAGGAUUUACAAACUUAAUUUUAUUAGGGAUAAUUUAAAUUAGAUUGUUUCUUUUUUGGUGAAUAGUAGAGCUAUGUAACAAUUAAAAUUAUUUUAU